AUGGUAUUAAGUGACAUUGGGUUUUAACAGUCUAGUGCUAAUAUGAAUAUUCCAUUUAUUACUGAAGUCAAACUUGAAAUGAGUCAAGAAGUAGUUGUAUUAAUGUAUAAAUUAAAGGGAAAAAAAGAGUGGAUAUUAAGUAUCUGUAGGGACAUUUAUUUAUGCUUUUUUAAUAGCGGUAGAUAUGAUUAAAGGUUCACAGAUUUUUCGAUUGCAAUAUUUUAGAAUUAGAUUGCUUUAACUUAUUGUGAAAAACUAAACUAGUCCCUAGUUUAUAAAGUAUUGAAUAGUUAUGGAGAAACUAUAAUUUAGUAACAAAUUUAAAUUGAUUCAUAAAUUAGUAGACCAUUGCUAGUUACCUUCUCUAAUUAGUAAAUGGGAUUUGCCUGGGAAUAUAGAAAUAAUGACUCACAAUGGGGAUUAUAAUUAUCAAUUCUUAGCAAUACUGGUGAUUUAGAUAAGAUAUUAAUUAAUGUUUGUUCACCUAAUUGUGCUUAAUGCAUAAGCAAUACUGAAUGUAAAAAAUGCAUGGAUGGAUACGAAAUUUGGUAUGAUAAUUUGAAAAGUGGAUGGUUUUGCAAAAUAUAGAAUAAAUCUUCUUGCCUUUACCUUUAAGGUGAUACAUGUAUGAUAUGUCCUUCAUAGCUUUAUCCUUAUGAAGCAGAUUGCAUAGUUGAUGAUUUCUAAUUAAAGUCAUUAGUUGUUAAUUAAUUUACCUAUUUCACUCAAACUAAACCUUCUAUAGCUGGAUUUAGUGACGGUUCCGUAAUGGCAAUUUGGAAUACUAAUUAUUAAGAUGGAUUUUAUUGUGGUGUUUAUGGUUAGGUGUUCGAUAGUUAGAGAGAAAAGAUAGGAACUAACUUUUAAGUGAAUUAAAUUACUCAAGGAAACCAACAUUCGGCUUAGAUUUCAAUAUUAAAUGAUGAUACUGCUAUUAUUUUAUAUGUUGAUGGUAAUCCAGAAGAUGGAGCAAUACUAAAGGUUGCCAGAUUCACCAAAAAUUAAUAAAGACUUGGCGAUGAUAUUGAUAUAGAUGUUAUUAGAUAUUACAGGUUUGAUAUUACUAAUGAUAACGUUGCAAAAAUAAUUAAAUUAAAGAAUGGAGGAUAUGUAAUUGGAUACUUAACAUUAAGUGGAGAACCAUUAUAAAAAGUAUUAAAACUAAAGUUUUAUAAUUCUGACAAUUAAUAAAUUGGCAAUUAAAUUACAACUGUUGAAUAAUUUAUUUCAAUUGAUGGUAUUUUCUUGAUUUCAUCUACUGAUUAGAAUGUUGCAAUUAUACAUGCAUUCUAAGUAUAUAUUUAUUCAUUUGAUGGAUCAUUACUUAUUUAAAAAGAUUUUAUACUUUAAUUCUUUUUAAAUUAAGCUUGUUUAAGUAGUAUCUCUUAAUAUUUUGUCUUUGUAUUUUAUAGAUAUGAAAAUACUAAUAUAUCGGUAUAUGCUCAAUUUUAUGAUCAAAACUUUGUGCCUUCAGGAAAUCAAAUAUUGAUAAAAUCAAUCCCCUAAUUGGUAAAUGGUAAGUACAUGUAAAUUUCCUAUAUUCAAGUUGAUUAAUAUAAAGGAGGGCUUUCUGUGAUUAUUGAAUUUGUUAAAAAUGGCUAAUCUACAUAAGAACAGUAUUAUCUAAAUUCCGAUAUGGAAAUUCAAUUUAUGAAUUAAUAUAAGAUCAAAAAUAAUUGGAAUGCCUUAACAAUUAUGAAAAUAGCUGAAUCAAUAGAUCAAUCAUUUUUUGUUAUCUGGGCUUAGCUGAACAUAUUUGAUUUUUAUGAUAACUCUAACAUUAGGAUAUAAAAAAUGACUGCCACAGGAGAACAUUCCACUCAAACAAUAAUCCAAUGUAAUUAAGGUUGCACCAAAUGUGUCAGUCAAUAUGAAUGUAUAUAAUGCAUGGGUGACUAUUUACUAACAGAAUCGUAUUGUAAUCCAGUUUGCUCAUAGAACUGUAAGAGUUGUAUCAUACCUUCAGUUUGUAUUCAAUGUAAGGAUGGAUACUAUGAAGAAAUCUAAGGAUUAUGCUCUCCUCUAAAACUAGGCUAUCAUUAACCUUAACCUUUAACUGCUUAAGAAUUUUAGGGUGAAACCACAGCUUUAGUGAGUUCAAGUGACGGAACUUCAUGCUUUUUCACUUAAUAUCGUUCAGAAAAUAGCGAAAUUUAUGAAUGGAAUGCUUAUUUCAUCUUUGAGUCAUAAAUAACUAAGAAAUUAACAAUAUAGAAAAAACUCAAUUAUUUUUCUAAUUUAGAAAUUUAAAAAAUUGAAUAAGAUUAUGUAGGAGUUAGUUAUUAAUAAGACUAAAUUGAGGUUUUCAGAAUUGGUUAAAAUUAAUAAGUGACCAUACAUAAAGUUAUAUAACUCAAAUAGAUUGAUUUAGAUUCAUCUACAAAUAAAAAUUUGGCCCUCUUAGUGGCAUAGAUAAAUAAUUAAUAUUCUCUAAUUUGCAUUUCAAAUGCAUGGGAUAAAGGUCAAUAAGGAAAGAUUUACAAGAUAACUUUGGAUUCUGAAUUACUUCCUAUUGGAUAAUCAUAAGUAAUUCUCCAAUAAGAGAAUUUAAGCUCAAACGAAAGAAUUGAUUCUACUACUUUUAGUUUUUAUUCAACGAAUGGAAUAAUCCUAUGGACAGGAGAGUAAUUGAUAUAGAGGAAUUGCCCAUAUUCUUAAAUUUUGAAUAGCUAUUCCUGCAAUAUACACGAGUUGUAAAAUGGUAAUCUAAUCUAAAUAUUUACAUAAAUGUUUUUUGACAUGAAUUUUUUUGCUAAAGGAGGAUAAUUGAGUUAUUACAGACUAUUAAAUAAGGAAUUCACACCUAUAACUUAAGAAAAGAAAAUAACUGAAAAUAAAUUGCAACAAGAAGAAUUUGUAAAAUUUGUGUCCUUUUAAAAUACAUUUGUCAUAGUAUUAAAGGAAUAUCCAAGUUAUAGUUAGUUUAAGUUUUAAUUGGUACUUUAAUACUUUGAAAAUUCUGGUACAAAAUUAGGUUCACAAAUUUAUGUUGGCUUAUUUUAAUCUGAUAUAUUUACAAAGUUUGUUUAAUUUGAAAACAGUUUUAAGAUAUUUUGGUAAGAAAAAAAGUGUUUGGAUGUAAUAUGCUAAAAAAAUUAAAAUAUGUUAUUAUUUAAGGAGUAUGAUGAAUUAGGUAAUGAAAUUACUAAUGGUUAAAAUAUCAAGUGCAUGUAAUAUUGUGAUGAAUGCAUAAAUGAAAGUUAUUGUACAAAAUGUGGUACUAAUUACAAUUUAGAUACUAAUUCAUAAUGUGUCUUAUAAUGCCCCUCAAAUUGCAAUAAGUGUUCAGUUGUUGCUAAAUGUGAGAUUUGUUACACUGGUUAUGAAUUAAUUAAUGAUCAAUGCAUCAAAUUUAAGUGUCCAAAUAAUUGUGAUAAAUGUUAUAAGGAAUCAAAUAAUUUUGUAUGUUAUUAAUGCCAAGACAAUUACUAUUUGAAUCAACUCGAAUGUUUACCUUAAUGUCCAUCCAGUUGCAGAACUUGUGACUUACCAUUCAACUGUACAAGUUGUCCUGAAGGUUUUGUCUUGACAGCAGAUGCUAAAUGUAAAUUUGAAGAUUAAACUGUUGUUGAUUAAGUCAAAAAUACAAGUGUGAGUACACCAAUAAGAUAUACAUUCCCAGAUGGAUCCUAUGUUCUCGUGUGGUACUAAAAUGGUGAGAAAGCAGGAGUAUAUUUCUAAUUAUACUCUGCCGAUAAUUCUAAGUUAGGAGCUGAAAUCAUAGUAUCAGAUUAGACAAGAAGACUACUAGUUGAUUCUUCAAUAAAGAAAUAAUAUUAUGCUCAUUUAGCAGCUGUUGACUAUAACUUUUAUGUUGUUUGGGCUGAUUCUACUUCAGAUUAGACUAAUUUCCUAUUACAAGAAUUCGAUUCUACUGGUACUAAAUUAACAUCUGCUUAGUCAAUUGGAGUAUCUAAUAACAAUGUUGUAUCAUCACUGACUCAACCUUGUUAAUUAUUAACUCUAUCAAAUAAAAACAUGGUUGUAUCAUUCAUGACUCAAAGCCCUGAAGACCAAUCAAAUUACAACUUUAAAUACUAAUUAAUUGAUCCUAAUCUCUAAGGUAUCAAUUCAGUUUAAGAGAUUCCUAAUGUGAGCUAUUAAACAAUUCCAUCAAUUACAGAGGGAGACUAAGGAAUGAUAUAUAUUAGUUACACAAGCAAUGGAUAUGUGUUUGUCUAAUAAAUCACCUAAUUUGGAAAUCCAGUGAAUUAACCUUAAGCCAUUAUUGAUGAUGGAAUAUUUACACUUAAAACAGCCUAUCUUCAAAGUGGAAUGUUUGUAUUCUUAUGGGAAAACAAGAAUAUAUAAACUUACAAAGUCAUGUUCGACCUUAACUAUCAAUUAGUUUCUAAAGAUUUAUCUUAAAAAAGUGAGGUUAAGGUAAUAGGAAGUUCUUAGAUUAAAGAAUAAACACCAGAUUUAAAAUUAUUCAAAGAUGGAUUCAUAGUAGCCUGGUAAACUACAGAUUCAUAGUAUUAACCAAAUGGAAUUCAAUUCUAAAUAUUUGAUUCUUUGGGUGUCUAAUUAACUUAAAUUAUAAAAGUAGCGAUUUCAGGAAAAUAUCCAUAAAAUCCUAACAUUCAAAUAAUGAAUGAUGAUAGAUUUGCGAUUACAUACAUAUCAAAAAGUUUAGAUGUUGAUGGAUCCAUUUUGGGAGAUAGUAUUCAAAUCUAAUACUACAAUAAAUAAGGACAAGAGUAAUUUAUCACUACUCCUCAAUUAUGUGGAAAGGAAUGUAACAUUUGCUAAUCCCCAUUAAAUUGUUAUAGAUGCUCAUAUGGUUAUUAUCUAUCUUUGGAUAAUUAAUGCAUAAUGGAUUGUGGUCUCUAUUGUAAUUAAUGUGAAGUUCCUCUGGUCUGUUAAUCUUGUGUAAAUGGUUACGAAUUAAAUUAAAGUAAUUCCUGUACUGAAGUGUCAUGUCCUCUAGGAUAUUAAAGAAAUUAAAAGACUAAAUUAUGUGAUCCUGAAUGUCCAAGUGAAUGUGUUUGCACACUUCCAAAUAUAUGUAGUUCUUGCAUUGCUGGUUAUUAUUUGAAGGAUAGUUAAUGUAAUUUGACAUCUAAUCUUUACCCUGAAAGUCCCAUUUCUAAUCCCUAUGUAUUCUAUGCAUUGAUAGUUGUUUGUGUAAUGUUACUUAUAUCCUGGAUAUUCUGUUAUAAAUGUUAUAUUCACCAUAGAAAAAAUGACAAAGUGCAUCUAGUCAGAGUACCUAGUUCAAUUGAAGAAAUCAACGAACAAUAACCAGUUGUAGAACAUUAGAAGGCAUUCUAAGAUAUCUUAUUAAAAAUCAGUCCUUAAGUGUAAGAAGAUGAAAUUAAGCAAGAUUUCUUGAAAAAGGAAGAUUUUAUGAAAAAGGAGGACUACAUUUAAAAGGAAGACUCCUUUAAAAAUGAAGACUCCUUGAAAAAGGAGGACUACAUUUAAAAAGAAGACUCCGUUAAAAAGGAGGACUUCAUGAAAAAGGAGGACUUUAUGAAAAGAGAAGAUUAAAAUAGAAAGAAGGACUCCUUGAAAAAGGGAGAGUUCAUGUUUAAGGAAGAGAAACCUUUUGAGAAUAAAUUAUAGAUCAUUUUGAUUGACAACGAUGAUGAUAGCCAAUCAGAAGUUUAUUAAUUUUAACAAAAAGAUAAAUAAGCUUCCCAAAAUUAAUUCUUAUAGAUCUAUAGUUUGGAUGAAAAUUGA
Molecule: messenger RNA, 5685 nt
Organism: Paramecium tetraurelia
Lineage: Eukaryota; Ciliophora; Oligohymenophorea; Peniculida; Parameciidae
Exons: 1
Source: RefSeq, a predicted model, not a curated record